Molecule: messenger RNA, 2742 nt
Organism: Umbelopsis ramanniana AG
Lineage: Eukaryota; Fungi; Mucoromycota; Umbelopsidomycetes; Umbelopsidales; Umbelopsidaceae
Exons: 4
Coding region: 1-2742 (913 amino acids)
Biological process (GO): regulation of intracellular pH; proton export across plasma membrane
Cellular component (GO): plasma membrane
Molecular function (GO): P-type proton-exporting transporter activity; ATP hydrolysis activity; ATP binding
Source: RefSeq, a predicted model, not a curated record
AUGAAUUCAUUCUUCAUUACACCUCGUGAUGAAGAAUACACCCCUUUGACCCUCACAACUCCAACUACACCUCCAUCGCGAACGAACUCAAAUAUCCAGUCCCCGGACGAUAUCCCGCCCGACCUCGAGCGACUACUUCAGACUGACCCGAGACAAGGAUUGGACUAUCAAGCUGUGCUAGAGAGACAAAAGCAAUUUGGAAGGAACGAAAUCAUAGAAAAGAAGCGUAAUAGAUUUUUGCACUUCUUGUCCUUUUUUAUGGGGACUAUUGCAUAUCUUAUAGAGAUCAGUAUCAUUUUAACUGCAGUUACGAGAGACUGGGUUAACUUUGGCAUUCUACUGGGACUACUUAUUAUCAACGCGAUCAUCGGUUUCAGUGAAGAGGCAAAAGCAGAAUCGGCUUUGGAUGCCCUCAAAAGCACGCUAGCACUUCAUACUAGAUGUAUACGGGGUGGUCAAUUAAUUGAGGUCGAUGCAAGAGAUUUGGUUCCUGGUGAUGUUAUCGUUAUGAGACUUGGUGAUAUUGUUCCAGCUGAUGCUCGUUUGCUUGGAAUUGAUGCUACCGGAGAGCCAACCAGUCUCAACCUUCAAGUCGACCAAAGUUCGUUGACUGGUGAAUCGUUACCAGCAGAUAAGGGAGCAGGAGACAGCGUAUACUCGAGUUCUAUCAUCAAACAAGGUCAACAGCUUGCAGUUGUCACCAAGACGGGAGCCAAUACCUUUAUUGGACGUGCAGCAAGCUUGAUUUCUAUCACCACCGAAUCUGGUCACUUUCAACAAAUCAUUGGCCAAAUAGGAAACUUUCUCAUCUUCUUGACCAUCAUCCUUGUGCUCAUCAUUUUCAUUGUUGACGUUGUGGAUACCAAAAUAAGAACCGGGACCGUUACUGGUCAAGAUAUCUUGAAUACUUUGGAAGAAAUAAUCGUUUUGACAGUGGCAGCUAUUCCUGUCGGGUUGCCCACCGUCAUGUCCGUGACUAUGGCUGUUGGUGCCAAGCAAUUGGCCUCGCGACAAGUUAUUGUAAAGCGAUUAACGGCAGUAGAAGAGUUCGCUUCUGUUUCCGUUCUCUGCUCUGACAAAACCGGUACUCUCACGCUCAAUGAGCUCACAUUUGAUGAGCCUUACCUUUCGCCCGGAGAGACAACUGACAGCUUGCUAUUGGACGCUUAUCUUGCAUCGGAGCCCGGAACCAACGACCCGAUUGAAAAGGCCGUCCGUGAAGCUGCAGAAAGCACCGUCCCUGCUCUGAAAGCCAACCCUGGUAGUCACCACGGGGUUCCUGGUUACAAGAUUACCAAUUUUAUUCCUUUUAAUCCUUCGUCCAAGAUGACACAAGCUACUGUAACCAAUUUGGAUUUGCAUACUUCAUAUCAAGUUUGUAAAGGUGCACCGCAAGUCAUUAUUGGCUUAGUCGAUGGAGAUAAUGCUGCUUAUGAAGAUGCUAUUGCUCGAUUUGCCACAAGAGGGCUUCGAGCUUUAGGCGUCGCACGUACUCUGCCUGGAACAUCGGAAUGGAAAAUGGUUGGCUUAAUAUCACUGUUAGAUCCACCUCGACCCGACUCUGCCGACACCAUUGCAGAAUGUUUACGACAUGGAGUUUCGGUUAAAAUGAUUACUGGCGAUCAAACUAUCAUCGCCAAAGAAGUUGCUGGACGGCUUGGUCUUGGAAGAGUCAUUCUGGAUGCCAAUCAUUUGGUGGAUAAUGCAAAAUCAGAAGAAGAGUUAGUCGAAAAUUGUAUUCGCGCUGAUGGAUUCGCAGAAGUUAUCCCUGAACACAAGUAUCGAGUAGUCGAAUUAUUGCAAUCCAGAGGACUCUUAGUAGCCAUGACUGGUGAUGGUGUCAAUGACGCACCCGCUCUCAAAAAGGCCAAUGUUGGUAUAGCUGUUCAAGGUUGUACCGAUGCCGCGCGAUCAGCGGCCGAUAUUGUUUUACUUGCCCCUGGAUUGUCGACCAUUAUCGACGGUAUCAAGACCUCCAGAGCUAUUUUCCAACGACUGAGAUCCUACGCCUUGUACAGAAUUACAUCCACUAUCCACUUCCUCAUAUUUUUUUUUAUCAUCACCAUCGCAGAGGAUUGGCAAAUGCCUGCCAUCUUGCUCAUUCUUAUCUGUGUCUUGAACGAUGCUGCAACCCUUGUCAUAGCUGUUGAUAAUGCUGUUAUAUCGCCACAACCGGACAAAUGGAGAUUGGGCCAGCUUAUCUUCUUAUCAUGUGUGCUUGCCUCCAUCCUCUCAUUGUUCUCCUUUGGCCACUUUUACAUUGCCAGAGACGUAAUGCAAGUUACCAGCCAGCAACUUUCAACCAUCAUGUAUCUACACAUAUCUUCAGCUCCACACUUUGUGAUCUUCUCUACAAGAAUAGCAGAUUACUGGUGGCGCAAUAGACCUUCCAUCGUCUUCACAGCGGUUAUUCUCGGUACACAGGUUAUUGCCCUUAUAUUUUCGAUAUUUGGCGUGUUUGGAGAAAGCGUCAAUGUUGGAGCCAUCAGCUGGGCCUGGGGCUUGGCGAUAUUGGGCAUCAGUCUUGUAACCUUUAUGCUGCUGGACUUUGUCAAGGUUUGGAUUCUCAGGUCAUGGAGCUUUGAGCUCACUGCCAAAUUAUGGCCAACUCCUGGUCGUCGUGCCCGUGUUCGCCAAAGAGAGCUUAGUCGCCGUCGCCGUGAAAAUGCCCAACAUAACUGGGGUCGCGUGGCUAAAGCUGCCAGAGUAGUGCAAAUCGCAAAGGCUUUCCAAAAUCUUUAA